Messenger RNA from Arabis nemorensis, 1602 nucleotides. NCBI's taxonomy places the organism in Eukaryota, Viridiplantae, Streptophyta, Magnoliopsida, Brassicales, Brassicaceae. The record is from the annotation of a GenBank genome assembly.
AUGAAUCCAAACAUGUUGGUUCGCUCUGCUCGCCCAACCCUAGCCUCCAUUUGCCGCCAUUUCUCCGCCGCCGCUGCGACGGUGGACACGGUGGCCGGAGCUGUGGUGAAAACUCGCACCGGAGGAGGAGAAGCAACGAGAGGCAAAAGAGAAGCGAAAGGAGGAAAUAUCGUCGGUGGAAGAGACACACUAGGAGGUAGGUUACUAAGCCUUACGUAUACGAAACGCAGCGCCGUUGUUACUAUCCGUCAAUGGAAGGAAGAAGGCCAUUCCGUUCGCAAGUACGAACUUAAUCGGAUCGUUAGAGAGCUUCGUAAGAUUAAGCGAUACAAACACGCACUUGAGAUAUGUGAAUGGAUGGUUCUGCAGGAAGAUAUAAAGCUGCAACCUGGUGAUUACGCUGUACAUUUGGAUUUGAUAUCUAAACUCCGUGGUUUGAACAGUGCGGAGAAGUUUUUCGAAGACAUGCCGGAUCAAAUGCGAGGCCAUGCUGCUUGCACAUCUCUUCUCCAUAGUUAUGUGCAGAACAAGUUGUCUGAUAAAGCCGAGGCAUUGUUCGAGAAAAUGGGGGAAUGCGGUUUCUUGAAGUCUUGUCUUCCUUACAAUCACAUGCUAUCGAUGUACAUAUCGAAAGGGCAGUUUGAGAAGGUACCAGAAAUGAUUAAGGAAUUGAAGAUUAAAUCGUCGCCUGAUAUUGUUACUUAUAAUCUAUGGUUGACUGCGUUUGCCUCUGGAAAUGAUGUCGAAGCUGCGGAAAAAGUUUAUCUUAAAGUGAAGGAAGCAAACCUGAAUCCAGAUUGGGUGACUUACAGCGUGUUAACGAAUUUGUAUUCGAAGACCGAUAAUCUCGAAAAGGCGAAACUUGCUUUGAAGGAGAUGGAGAAAUUAGUCUCUAAGAAAAACAGAGUUGCUUAUGCUUCUCUCAUAAGCCUGCACGGGAAUUUGGGGGACAAAGAUGGAGUCAACUUAACCUGGAAGAAGAUUAAGUCAUCUUUCAAGAAAAUGAAUGAUGCGGAAUACCUCAGCAUGAUAUCUGCAGUUGUGAAACUUGGAGAAUUUGAACAAGCCAAAGAUCUGUACGAUGAAUGGGAGUCUGUUUCCGGGACAGGAGAUGCUAGAAUCCCGAAUCUAAUUCUUGCCGAGUACAUGAACAGAGACGAGAUUCAUUUAGGAGAGAAGUUUUACGAACGAAUAGUAGAGAAAGGGAUAAAUCCUAGCUAUUCUACCUGGGAAAUCCUCACAUGGGCUUAUUUGAAGCGUAAAGACAUGGAGAAAGUAUUAGAUUGUUUCGGUAAAGCCAUUGAUUCUGUGAAGAAAUGGACUGUGAAUGUAAGACUGCUUAAAGAAGUGUGCAAAGAACUCGAGGAACAAGGGAAUGUCAAAGGAGCGGAGAAGCUAAUGACUAUACUCCAAAAAGCUGGUCAUGUGAACACUCAGCUCUACAAUUCCUUAUUACGUACUUACGCUAAAGCCGGUGAAAUGGCGCUCAUAGUUGAAGAGCGAAUGGAAAAGGAUAACGUAGAGCUAGAUGAAGAGACUAGGGAGCUAAUAAGAGUAACCAGUCGAAUGCGUGUGACUGAAAUCUCGUCGAACAUUUCUUAG